GCAGGAGGGAGGUCGGGCGGUGGCGGCUCGGGACGAUGCGGGCUGCAGGGGUCGUGGUCGCCGAGGAGCACUGGGCAGGUAAUGCUUUUGUGAGCCACAACUUUAAAUACUCAAGCCAACUGCUCCUAGCAUCAAGAAUAUUUGUAUUCAUAUUCAUAUUUGUAUGUUUUCAAGAUGAGUCAUAGUAAAUUAAUUCCCAAGCUCUCAAUUCAAUCUCCUGUUCAUCAUACCAACUUAAAGGUCCGGUCCACAGAGCCACCUUUCAAGAAGGACUUACACCUGAUUUCAAAAGACUCCUUGGAAUCUGAUUCAGGAAGCUUCACUCAAGAGAGUAAGUCCCAGUUUGAAGACCAAAUCUGGGGGGACAACAGUAUGGAGCCAGACAGCUUGGAGGAGGAAAGCCUUCAACAGGAAAGCCUGAGUGAGACCAAAGAGGAAGCAAGCAGAAAAGUAGCUCGGAAGGAUGGCAGAGAAAACCUCCAUACCCAGAACAAUGGCAUGGACAACAGCCAACAACCAGUCGAAGACAAAUAUUCGGACCUCCGAUAUGACCCACACUGGAAGAGUAAGAAAGAGGACAGGAAGUUGUUGACUAUGGAAACAUUAUCAGAGUAUGUAGACAGCUCUACUGAAAAUCUGACUCUGGAUCCACUGUACCCUUCCAAGGAGUCAUCGAUGGAACUCUCGGGGGAGAAAGGUGAACACAGGAGUAGCCCACAGAGUGUUGCCUCUUUGCUUGGCAGUGAAUUUUUAAGCCCCAACUAUGAGCGUGGUGCCCAUCAGAGCCAGCCAUUUUCAGAGCUGAGCGACAGUGAUCUGGGGGAGAAGUCAAGCAACCUCUCUCACUACUUGAAGAGUUCAAGUUCACAUAACGAGGUUUUCCUGCCAGGAUCACGUGGCCGUCGGCGAAGGAAGUCCAAACAAUAUUUCGUGGAAAAAAACAAGCUGACUUUGGGAUUACCUAGUCCUAAAACGGACUCUUAUCUUCAACUUCACAGUAAAAAAAGGGGGGACGUUCUCCCAGAACAGAUCUCCUACCCCAUCAGUGUAACUGACAAGACGUCCAUUCAGACCACCAAAGAGAUUGAAAAUGCUGCCAUCAAUCCUGAAGACAAAUGGCAUCAAAGAGCCCAACAGCUAAAGAAUUAUCAGGAACACUUGUCUCAAUAUGAAAGCGCAAAAUCAAACUGCGAACCGAGAGGUCAAUCUUCUGAAACAACCAAUGGCCAACAACCUUCCAGAAAACCAGCCAAUCACAAGAUUCGAAACCAGCAUAAACAACAGCAUGGCCUGAAGUCUUUGGUGACUGAAGAGCUGGCUGUCAGUCACAGAAACCAGAACACUCCCAGACAGCAACAAAACCAAAAUAAGCCUACUGACACUUCAGUAAAGCACAAAACAAUCGGAAUUAUGAAUGCGCCUAACAAUGAUUUACAACACUCAAGUGCACUUAGGAGCCAGGAGCCCAAAGUAACCUCCAAUAAAUUUGCUCCACCACAGCAGGCUCUUGAUAAGGUAUUGUACAAAAACUCUACUGGAUAUCACUCCAUGAAUGUUAAGAAAGAAAGAGGACAUAAAGGCCAAGAAGAGAAAAGACUGUCACAUCAGCAGCUACACAUCAACACUCUUUCCAAUAUGGACUUGAACUACCUUAAUGAGCUUACUAAGAAACAAGUGCCCCUGAGCCAGAAGGGCUCCCAGUCCAUUCCUAACAAAAAUGUUAAUGGAUCGAGGGAAAAUAAACAACCCAAGCAGACUUACACAGAGACAAAAUAUAAGAACUUAGAAAUAUUAUGGAAAUUCCAUCCUUCCUCAGACAGCCAACUCGUUAGAGCUUCUCCAGACUCACAGCUCACUCAGAUAAUGGAGCAGCAUCAGCAAGCCUUAAUGCAGCUGACCGAGGUGCAGCCCAGGGAAGGGGCCUCAUCCAGCGUCACAUUUCCACCUAUAUUGUCAAGGGUCGAAAGUGAAUCCCAGCUCAUUUCGGACAGAAGCCAAAGAAACCAAAUGAAAAUUAGUCGUAGCAAUUCCGAAGGCUACCUGCUUCAACUAGAAAAAGGAAGAAAGCAUAGGAAGAAGAGCAGCAUCAAGAGCUCCAAGCUGAAAGGUUAUCAGAAAAGAGACGUGAAGCUUGGAGGCCUUGGACCUGACCUUGAAUCCAUCAGAGACAAAAGGCAGAAAUUAAUCCAAAAAAAGGAAUACGCGAAACAAGUUAAGGAGUAUAACAUGAAGACCCUAUCCAUUCUGUCAAAACCACAAACAGUGAAAACUGAAAGUCAAUCUGCCAUCCCUCGGCAGAAGGCUUUGGAAUAUGCCAAGACCAUCCCCAAACCCAAACCUUCAAAUCUGACUGGCCAAGUAUUAAAGGAAAAGAAAAAUCCCACCUAUACUCGAAAAGAAGAUGCUCUGCCUGAAAUCUCACUGCUGGAAAUACUGCAGAACAGACACGAAAGGGAAAAACAGGCUGUGGCUGCUUUCAAAGUCCUUCACAUUGUGUAGACAGCACAUUUGUCGGAGACCAAAAAUGCCGGGGGACUGGACAUGGAGAAAAAACUCCAACCAACCUGUCUGCAGAGAGGGAUGAUCCUCUGUCCUCUAGCCACAGCCCAUGUUUGCUUUGUACAGGAUUUAAAAUAUGGGGCCUUAUUACAUUAUGGAGCUGUAUUUUACUUUCUAGGAAGAUUUUUUUAUUAUUUACUUUCAAAUCAGAAUUUGGGGUUGAAUAAGAACGGGGGAAUAAAGGCUUUUAGUUUCA
Callorhinus ursinus (northern fur seal) is the source of this 2755-nucleotide messenger RNA. RefSeq names its product junctional cadherin complex regulator (gene JHY). NCBI's taxonomy places the organism in Eukaryota, Metazoa, Chordata, Mammalia, Carnivora, Otariidae. Gene Ontology annotation, biological process: axoneme assembly; brain development. The record is from RefSeq and is a predicted model, not a curated record.